GUACGGUAGACUUUACGGAAACAGUGUUCCUUCUUUUUCUGCAGCUUUUCUUGCACAGUUGCAUUAAUCACAGCUCUUCGGAAAGGUUGGCAGCAAGUUGAAGAAAUCUGGGAAGCAUGUCUACGCUCAACAGAAGGAUCGUUAACACUGCGUCGGCCCCGGCUGCCAUCGGCCCAUACAGCCAGGCGGUGAUCGUGGACAGAACCAUGUACAUCUCCGGUCAGCUGGGGAUGGACGUCGCCUCCGGGAAGCUGGUAGAUGGAGGAGUGCAGGCUCAGGCCAAACAGGCACUCAUCAAUAUUGGGGAGAUCCUUAAAGCUGCCGGCUGCCACUACAGCAACGUGGUGAAGACUACUGUGUUACUCGCAGAUAUAAAUGACUUCAACAACGUCAAUGAGGUCUACAAGACAUUUUUCAGCAGUAAUUUUCCUGCCAGAGCUGCCUACCAAGUCGCUGCUCUCCCCAGAGGUGGGCUGGUGGAAAUUGAGGCGAUCGCUGUUCUCGGUCCUCUCUCCGACUCCUGACUACCCGGCUGCAUUACUAACAAGCUGUAGCGCCACCAAUUAUUAUCAUUAUAGAUUCACUGUGGAAGCUUGAUUGUAUUUCCAGAGAACACCUGAAGAGCCACGAAUUUCACCAAAGUCUUUUUCAGUCUUUCAAGAUUUAAAUUCAGAGCAACAUUGAGUUGUUAACACUUCACAGCCUGCUCGUUAAACAGACAGUAGGGAUCCAGUAGGAGUGGACACAACAUCAAGCCUCUUGGCUUCUGGUUUGAUAACUUCACUCAUUUAAAAAAAGAAAAAUGCUGUAACACAUCAGUGUGACAUGUUUGCUUUCAUCCUGCAUCAAAUUAGAACACAGAGAAUAUGUGUAUUAGGUUUUUUUUAAGGUGAUCUUUUUAUUUUUCAACAGCUUAUUACUAAUUACGGAUUUUGGGGAAUACUAAAAAUCAUGACACAUCAGGAAAAAAAAUCUUAUAAAGGACGUGAAGCGAUGUCACUGAUGUUGUCACUGCUGAUGUGACGCUAUACCUUGUUUAUGGUAGUACCUGAACUGCCAUAAAGUUAUGUUAACGCUGUGCUUUAGAUUACAGCCAGGAGUGUGGCAGAGGAGGAAUUUUGCACUUUCAUAUAAAAUCCACUUUUGGACUAAGUAGAUCAGUUAAUGGCUGGACUAUAGAGGAGAAGUUUUUGCAGAAGUUCCUGUAAUAACCUACCAGGAAUCUGCACAGUUCAAGUCCUUUAUUUAGGUGUGGGAUAUUCAUUAAUCGCCACCACUUUGGCGCUAAGGGGCCGCACCUGACCACGUCCCACUUCCCUGCUCAAGUAUGUUACAGUGGCCUUGGCAAAUUCACACUUUGUCAGGUUGAGUGUCAGCCCUUAUUAAUCUUGAAAUCUGCAUGACACACUGGCAGACAGAAAAGACCAUUCGGUGAAAAUAUCAAUUCUGGGGAUCUGGAACAUGGAAAGUAGAAUAUCUAAACAACAUUAUUGGUGUGUUUUGCCUCAGUGUUAUUGAUAUUUAUAUGCUUAUAUUUUAAAAACUGUAAACUCUCACUGUGGAUGUAAGAGCCAAAUUGUGGAUAUUUUGCAUCCACUUUAUUGUGUAAUAUUUUAAUUGAUUGUAUUUGAUGGCUUAGGCCCCAGGAAGACUAGCAACCACUGUUGUGGAAGCUAAUGGAGUUCCUUAUAAAUAAGCAGACAGAUAAACACUAUUCUAAUCUUAUAUUACAUUCUUAGCAAAUUUACAGCAAAUGAAACAAAGCACAAAGUCACAGUUGUUUUAUUUUCAUUUUAUUUUUUAAUUUUAAUUUGUGGUUUGACGCUGUUUCUUAACGUAAAAUGUCCUGUUGUAAUUGGACAUUUUGAGAUAAGAAACAGUGCCAAGCCCCAACAACACUUCCCUCAUGGUGCUUUAUAUUGUAAGGUGAAGACCCUACAAUAAUGCACAAAAACUAAGCCCCUAGAGCAAGCACAUUGGCGACAGUGGGAAGGAAAAACUCACUUUUAAAAGAGAGAAACCUCCGGCAGAACCAGGCUCUGAGAUGGGGGUGGCCAUCUGCCUCGGCCAGUUAGUGAUGAGGGAAGGAAGUUGGGGUUUUAAAAUGUAAUUUAGGUUGCUGAAUUAAAAGAAUAUUUGACGCCAGUUUAAGAGUUUUGUAACAUAAUCACGUGCACGUUUCAGUUCAAUUUUAACGUGCACAUGAGAAAACCCUCAAGAUGACAUUUUGGCUCCUCAGCUUGGCAUGUUUUUUGAAUAUGCUGACGACCGCUUCGUCAACCACUGGGUUGCUUGACCUCAUUAACAGUAUUGGAGAAGGCCACUUUUCACGGAGAUCAUUGGAUACUUUCAGGCCGAGUUGUUCAAUGUUUUCCAUGGACAUUUUGUAGCUUUUGGACAAAAUUUUGUUCCAGAUCUUGUGGGAAAGCCUCUGUACAAUAAACUCUGAUGUUCCUGCA
Molecule: messenger RNA, 2459 nt
Organism: Maylandia zebra (zebra mbuna)
Lineage: Eukaryota; Metazoa; Chordata; Actinopteri; Cichliformes; Cichlidae
Gene: rida
Product: reactive intermediate imine deaminase A homolog
Cellular component (GO): cytosol; mitochondrion
Molecular function (GO): deaminase activity
Source: RefSeq, a predicted model, not a curated record